Molecule: messenger RNA, 2338 nt
Organism: Oryzias latipes (Japanese medaka)
Lineage: Eukaryota; Metazoa; Chordata; Actinopteri; Beloniformes; Adrianichthyidae
Gene: stmn4
Product: stathmin-like 4
Biological process (GO): microtubule depolymerization; neuron projection development; regulation of microtubule polymerization or depolymerization
Cellular component (GO): cytoplasm; neuron projection
Molecular function (GO): tubulin binding
Source: RefSeq, a predicted model, not a curated record
CUCCAAGGUGAUGUCAUGGACGCAGCACUGACGCUGUUGCUGAUGCUGUUGCCCGGCACCUGCAUCCACACAGGCAGUCGGAGGGCAACUCAAGUCAGCGGUCCACCAGCAGCAGAGACGACAGGGACAGAGGGGGGCACCCCCUCCGUGCUGUCGCCCCCUCCACAUGUGCUGCUGACAGAGCGAACAGGAUCCUCAGCAUCCCCAGAGAGAAACACGCACAGCAAGAAGAUGACUCUGGCAGCAUACAAAGAGAAGGUCAAAGAGCUCCCCCUGGUGUCUCUGUUCUGCGCCUGUUUGAACCCACAGACUGCAGAAAAGACCCCUUACAAAGCAGAAGAUGCGGUGGACCUGGGUUGGUGUGUCAUGAAAGACGUGGAGGUGAUCGAGCUCAACAAGAGGACAUCAGGUCAGGCCUUUGAAGUCAUCCUCAAGCCCCCGUCCUUUGACGCCCUGCCGGAACUCAACACCUCUAUGCCGCAGCGGCGUGACCCCUCCCUGGAGGAAAUCCAAAAGAAGCUGGAGGCCGCUGAGGAGAGGCGAAAGUGCCAGGAAGCUGAGCUGCUGAAGCACUUGGCCGAGAAAAGAGAACACGAGCGCGAGGUGAUCCAGAAGGCCUACGCAGAGAACAACAACUUUAUCAAGAACGCCAAAGAGAAGCUGGAGCAGAAGAUGGAGGCCAACAAGGAGAACAGGGAGGCCCUUCUGGCCGCCAUGCUGGAAAGGCUGCAAGAGAAGGAUAAACACGCAGAGGAGGUCAGGAAGAACAAGGAGAUGAAGGAGGAGGCCUGCCGGUAGAUGAGAGGAGCGAGGGAGUUGAAAGUGUGGAACCAAAAUGGGAAGGUCCUAAUUCUUUCUUUUUUUUUCGGGGGUCUGGUUUAAAAAAAAAAAAAGAUAAAAAAUGAAUCCAACGGUGCAAGAAAAGUGGAAGAAAUACUUGACCGCAAAAUCGAUUAAUUUGAAAAAAGAUUUUACAUUUGAUGUGUGGUUGGAAUUCUGAAAAAGUUUGGCUCUCCAUCGGAACUUUUUCCUUUUCUAAGAAGACAUUCAGGGUGGAAAUGCAAAGGAAUCAAGACAAACAUGCAGCAUUUCAGCGCUCUAAUGGUUGAGAUCAGUUUUUCUCGCAGUUUUUAGUCAAACAGCAGGACGUUUGUACACCAGGAACUUGUCACCCAGAAAGUGGACACCCAAACCAUCUCCAGGAGUUAAUAUUCAUUCCACAAAACCGUCAAUUUAAAGCUACGGACACACCGGGCAUGUGAAUGUGCGUUAAGCUCACGCGGUUCACAAUUGUCAAGCAGGAAGGGGCUUCUUCUUUGUCUUUUUCUGCUGUUUACUAGCGCAUGUCCACCAUUUACAGUUGGAAGACGCCUGAUGCGAAAUGUUGAAGUGGCAGAAAUCUUUGGAAUCUUGCUUCAAGCUUUCUUUUUCAGCUUUUUCUUCCGAUGUGAAAAACUUGGUGUCAUGUUAUUCCGGCUGGGCACAAACCGCAGUUAUUAAUGUCUUCUUCAUGGUCAAUUUUCAAACGGCCCUGCUUGUCCCUGAUUGGUCAAAGUUUGACUUGAUUUAACUCACAAUUGACGUAUUGUAAAAGCAGGCAAAAAGGCUCAUAGGAACUUGGGUAGUUACACGAGAAUGGAAGAGUUUUGGACUUGGAAGCCUGAAACACGCGUUUACAUAGACUUUUCAUUGAAGUGGCUGCUUGAACGUGCUUCGCCGAGGGCGGUGUGAACGUAGCUUUACAGUUCUAAUGUUCUACAGGCAGAGUCUCCAAAAUGCAAAUUUAAGACGACUUAAGUCUCACAUAUAUAGAACAAACACAUAUAGAAUUAUCUUUUUUUUCCACUUUUUGCUUUGUUUGGAGACAAAAAAUAUUUUUCUUUUGCUAUUACCGCCAUUUUUUUGAGCUCUGUGUGAAACUGUAGUGGUUGUGCUGUAGUAGAUGUGUGACCUGAAAUUUGGGUUUUUGCAAUGUUUGCACUCUUUUUUUUUUAUGAAGCACAACUCAAAAGCACAUGUGCAUCCAAGAGUCAACAUAAACAGCAAAAAAUAAAUAAAUAAAUACACAACAAUAGGAGCAUGGAGAGGAGGGAAACAGUCUCAGCAGGUCAAACUGGGAAAGCAGAAAUUUGGGUUUCCUUCUGAGGGAUGUGCAGAAAGUUGAAAUGUGCCCGAGUUGAUACUAAUUUCAUAUUGAAUUAACUGUUGGAUCAAUGCACUGUAAGAUGGGGCUAAAGCUGGAAUGGGGGGGUUUGUACUUGCUGUAAAGUGUGUUGCUGUAUCUUAAAGAAUUGAUUGUAUUUGUUUGGCAUGAUCAGUAAAAAAAUUCUUAACUCAA